Messenger RNA from Bradysia coprophila, 2287 nucleotides. RefSeq lists its product as uncharacterized. The record is from RefSeq and is a predicted model, not a curated record. NCBI's taxonomy places the organism in Eukaryota, Metazoa, Arthropoda, Insecta, Diptera, Sciaridae.
AAAAAUGGUUCGGAUUCAGUUUGCUUCCAUAUCGUACCAUCCGUAUAUAUAUAUAUAUAUAUAUAUAAAAAUAUAAUAACUAGCAACAUCGACAUAUUGACAUCAUUGACAUAAAUUCUAGCAUAUGCUCAAGUAUUUGAGUUAUUGAUUUGUGUUCCUAUUCACAUUCGCAUCAUAUUGAUAAAUUUCCAUGUGCAAGCAGCGGAUGCAGCAAAUAUUUAAAAAAUAGAAAUUUCAGUGAGAAUUUAAUUGAAAAUUCAUUUGAAUUAAUAAAAAAAGAGCCAGCAACAAAAAGUAGAAACACGAUUAAAAAAUUGAAAUAAAACAUUUUCAAAUCAUGGUAAAUCGUACAGUGAUUUAAGAAAAAAAAAAUAAUAAUCUCUGUGUGUUACGCAAAGCGCAAAGUGUUACAUAAAUUCCCCGUCGAAUUUAAAAAAUAUUUAUUUUUGAUAUUCCGUAUUCAAUUACACUACCGCAAAAAUGAGCAAUAGUGCAAUGGUGGCGGUAGCCAUUUGUUGUAUAUUAGUUUUAUUGGCCGUAUUCAUUGUCAUCAUCAUUGUGGUCGGACAAACGAUGGGUGAGCCCAAGUGAGAUAAGCUUCAGCUGGGCCCAGGAAUAUUUCCGGAUGGAUAGCAAAGGGCCCCCCCAAAUUGCUAGCAUUAGUGGUUUAUGAUAGUUAAUUUAUUGUUUUUUUUUUCUCUUUCGAAAUGGAAAAAAAUUGUGUUCAUAGAAAAGUUAAACGGUUAAAACGACGUAUAAUAUUUUAGCGAGAAAAACCAGCAACAACAACAACUAAAAACCUUUUGAAAGACUUUUAUAAUGUGUGCAAUUUAAUUCAACGAAAAGCUCUCAAACAUAAUAAAAGACUUUAUAAAUGAGAAAGAGGCGAAAGAAGAAAAAAGAAAAACUAGAAUGAAGAAUGGGGGAUAGCUUAUACAGUGAUGCUGAAAAACUUCAUGUUAUAUAAUGUAAAUGUUAUCGUCGAAUGUUUUAUGAAUUAUUUAUAAGAAUGUUAUUAACUAUGAUGCCAGAUAAUAUUUAAAGAAACAAGAAUCUAUCGUUUGAAUUUGACUUUAGCUUCCAGAAACGUUGUACGUAUCGUUUAAUGUAAGAAAAUUCACUGAAGUAAAAUUAAUUACCUGAUCAAAAGAGGCACAAGAACCUUUCGUUGGUAAUUUGCAUAUAUGAAAAUAUGCUAAACACAUAUAUAUAAUAUACAUAUACCGUUCGUUAUUACCACAUUAUACACACAUAUAUAUAUAUAUGCUCCUGUCUUCAGGACUCUUAAUUAAACAUAGCAGAGAGUAAACCAAAAUUGUUUGUAUUGCGAUAUGCUCAGUGAAACAGAAAUUAACUAGCAUGGAAUCGCCGAGUGUCAAACAGUUUACCAAUCUAUGCAGAAAUUAUACUGAUUGGAAUACUAAACAGCAUAUUAGAUAUACACCACGCUCUACGGAUUUUCAGAAACAGAAAAAAAAAACAAAAAUAAAACAGAGUUUUAAAACGAUUUAUAAAUUGAAAGACAACAUUGUGCAAAGGAUGUGACUACCAGAGAAGGAAUAUAUCAUUUUUUUAUAUAAGCAUAUAUAUAUAUAUAACUAAUUCUACCUAAUUAUGGGUGGAAGAAAGGGACAGUUAUUUCAAGAACAUUUAAAAAUAAGAAAAAGAUAAAAUGAAAUUGUCUAGUUACUUGUUGUACAUAAUAUUUAUGUAAUGUUUUGUACAUAAAACACAAAAAAAAACAGAAAUAAAUAAAAAAAAAGUUAAAAUAAACAAUAACUGUUGGCUGUUUAGUGAUGUUUAAAUAAUUAAAGAAAAAUAUUAUAAUACCAAUGAAGAUAAAAGUAUUUUGUAGUUAACUAUUUGGAAAAGAUAAAAACAAAUAUUGUUAUUAACUGGACUGAAGUGUGUUUUUUUCUACAUAAUAUAACAUAGUGUUGCGCGUUUUUUUUAAUAACUAAAAUAUUAGCAGUUGUUAAUCUUUAAUAAAUUUAGUGAACAAUUUAACUUAUAAAUGGACUUUCAAUGAUGUUAGUUAAAGAAAUUUUAAACGAAUAACAUAUAGAAAUAUUUACUGAAUACCAAAGAAAAACAACAACAUCACAAAAAUCAAUUGAAUUAUUGUUUUUUAAGCGUCUCUAAUUCGUACAUAAUAAAGCUAUGAGAAGAAUGCGAUCAAACGUUUGUGUCUCGAAUUGGUGGGCCACAAAAUGGAACAUUUACCGCACCAUUAUUACAAAAUCCAACGAAUCAUUCAAGACAAUGCCUUUAUAUAUUCCUAGCAGGC